UUCAUUUCUUAGCAACUUUGAUCAUUUGCAUCUAUAGAUGUCAAAAACGCGGUAAAAUUAUUAAAUAUAAUAUUUACAAAAUGAGUAAAAAAAUAAAAGAACAAGACACUUUAUUAGCGAUUGUUGAAAACCAGUGUAUAAAUAGUACUAAUAAAUAUAUAUCAAAAUGUCAAGAUCUUAAUUUUUUAUUUGAACAAAAUGACCAUAGUAUCAAUAAAGUUUAUGAAGUAGAGGUUCCGAAAAUAUGUAAAGAUGAAUUUUGUAUGCUUGGAGUUGAUGAAGCUGGACGAGGACCUGUUCUUGGUCCUAUGGUAUAUGGUAUUGCUUACAUUCCUAUAUCUAAGAAACAAAUUCUUGUUGACAUUGGAUGUGCUGACUCAAAAUCUUUGUCCGAAGAUGAAAGAGAUACGAUUUUUGAUAAAAUUUGCAAUAAACACCAAGAUAUGGGAUGGUCUAUCGAAGCAAUAUCACCAAAUUUUAUAUCGAAUAGUAUGUACAAAAGAUGCAAAUCAUCGUUAAAUGAAGUAUCCAUGAAUGCAGCAAUUGGUUUAAUUAAAAAAGCCCUUGAAGCUGGAGUAAAUGUUACAGAGAUUUACGUGGAUACUGUAGGUAAAUCCGAUAAAUAUGAACUCAAAUUAAAAGCUAUUUUUCCGCAAAUAAAGAAAAUAGUGGUUGCUAAAAAAGCUGAUUCUACAUAUCCUAUUGUAAGUGCUGCUAGUAUUUGUGCUAAAGUAUCGAGAGACCAUGCCCUGCGAGCUUGGAAAUUUCGUGAAACUCAAUUCAAAGGAGAAUAUGGUAGUGGAUAUCCAAUGGAUCCUAUAACUAAACAAUGGUUGACUGAUAAUAUUGAUCCGAUAUUUGGAUUCCCUCAAAUUGUACGAUUUAGUUGGUCUACAGCUGAAAAGAUUCUUGAAACAGAAGCUGAAAAAAUUUCUUGGGAAAAUCCUGAAAUAGAAACAAUGCCAAAAAGACAAAAAAUUUCAAAUUUUUUCGCAACAAUUUCUUCUGAAGGUAUUGUGAAAAAAAAGAAACAUGAAUUUUUUGAAAAAAGAUGUAUGACUAAUACUAUUUCAUUUUGAAAAAAUUUUAUAAUCAAUUAUCUGGAUUGUAAUUUGGAGAUUUAUGUUUAAAUACUUAUCUAAUAAAUGAUUUUUUAACCAUUUAUCGACAAAACUCAUGAUUUUAUGUAAAAAUUUCUUAUUUAUUCUUAACAUCUGCAGGAUAUUGUUAUUAACAAAGUAUACCUUGCAUUAAAAAGCACCAUUAAUAGUUGAUGAAAUGAUUUCAAAUCGUAAAAAUAUUUAUCGGUUAUUAAUUAUAUACAGAUAAAUUACUCAUUUAUAUGUUAUAUACCAUUU
Chelonus insularis is the source of this 1358-nucleotide messenger RNA. Its product is annotated as ribonuclease H2 subunit A. The record is from RefSeq and is a predicted model, not a curated record. The transcript has 2 exons. Gene Ontology annotation, molecular function: RNA binding; RNA-DNA hybrid ribonuclease activity. Gene Ontology annotation, cellular component: ribonuclease H2 complex. NCBI's taxonomy places the organism in Eukaryota, Metazoa, Arthropoda, Insecta, Hymenoptera, Braconidae. The coding region runs from base 81 to 1079 and encodes 332 amino acids. Gene Ontology annotation, biological process: DNA replication, removal of RNA primer; mismatch repair.